Schistosoma haematobium is the source of this 879-nucleotide messenger RNA. RefSeq lists its product as uncharacterized. NCBI's taxonomy places the organism in Eukaryota, Metazoa, Platyhelminthes, Trematoda, Strigeidida, Schistosomatidae. The record is from RefSeq and is a predicted model, not a curated record. The transcript has 2 exons. Bases 1 to 879 code for a protein of 292 amino acids.
AUGCGAGCUGGUUAUUCACCUGGUCAAUUCGGAACAGAACAAAAUACCAUCAUUAUACCACCAGAAAGUCAUGGAAAAAGCAAAUUAAUCGAAUUGUAUACCAAUAUAAACGAAUACGAAAAAUUCAUUAACAGUAAUCAUAUGAGAACAAACAAUUUUCAUUAUAAAUUUUAUCAAACUUUAAUUAAACUUCAUAAAUUAAAAUUACAAACUCAUGAAAUAAACAAACAAUUUUAUGAAUAUUUAAUCCCUAAUCGAUCAAAUACAAGAAUACAAUUUAUAAUGUAUUACUGUACAGCGUUGCUGGACUUUAAUGAACAUUCAAAUGGAGAUUAUGCCAACUCUACGACUACUACUUCAGCUAAAAGAUUUCGACUAAUCGUUCGACAGGAUAUACAUCAGUUUUGUCCUAAAGCAUGUGCAUAUCGUGGAGGUCCAGGAUUUAAUAUUAAGCAUAAAACCGAAUUAAACCGUUAUACCAGUUUGUGUAAUUUCCCAAAACAUUUUAUGACAGUUUCAUCACAACGAUGCAUUGAACAAAAUAAUGUUGGAUUAGUAAAUCUUCAAAGCUUUAAAUGUGAUUGUUCAAAUGGUUUUAUAUGGAAAGAACAAGUGAAAGCAUGUUAUUUACCAUAUGGUUGGCGUCAAAAAGCUGAAAGAUUAAAAUGGAUAGUUAAUACAAAAAGAAGUGAUCAAUUCAUAUACUACGCACAAAAUAAUUGUUCACGUAUUGGAACAAAAUUUAUACAACCUAUAGAAAUUAAUACCGAAAAUUCAAAUAAACCAAAUUAUGAUAAAUUAUAUCAUACUGAAAGAUGUAUUUGUAAAGAUGAAUUCUAUGGAACAAAUUGUGAUCAAGUAUUUCCAAUUAACUAUUGA